GGCCACCUGAUCGAUUAUAACCUCCAUCUGUCAGGUGAUUGUAAAUAUUUACAAAACCCGCAGAGAAGUAAAGAAUUGCGUAUAAUUCGUUUUCUCGGAUGAACCGGUAGAAUUGCGGAAAAUCUAGAGAUUCACAGAUGAAGGAAACAUCUCCUCCAGUGUCGGCCAUGGCUACCCCUACUAACGGAAGCGUUAAUUUGGUGGAUGAGUUUGAGGAAACCUUUCAAUAUUGCCUCAACAUUCUCACCAAAGAGGAAGCUGUUUCUGUGGCCGAAAAAGAAGAAAUCAAGGUAGAAGUGGAACAUAACACAUUUCGUUUCAUCGACCUGGCGCGGCAGAUGGAAGCCUUCUUCUUGCAGAAGAGAUUUCUUCUAUCUUCGUUGAAGCCGGAAACCAUAAUCAAGGAAGAUAUAAGCGAACUGCGCUUGGAACUUGCCAGAAAAGAGGAGAUACUGAAGAAGCACGCGGAGAAGAUAGCCGUUUGGCAGAAUCUGCUGAGCGAUCUGAAGAACUACAAUAAAACUUCGACGCAGGGUGCUACAGUACCGAGUGGUAACUCUGGCAAUAUUUCGCCAAUCAAAAUGUCAAACUCGAAGCCCAUUUCCGGUAUGGUAAUGCCCUCUGCGGUUCAGAUGCUUCAACAGCAGGAACAAUUCCAGCAUCAGAUGCAUCAGCAACAGAUGCAGCAGCUGCAGCAGCAACAGUUACAGAUGCAGCAGCAUAUGCAGGUCCCUAUGGGAAUGCAGAGUGGGGUUAGUCAGGGGAUGGUGUCGCCGGAAGUGCUACUCAUGCAGCAAUCGGGGAUGCAGUCCCCACGUCUCCCUUUUUCCCAAGCGGGCCCUGGCAGGGUCAUGCAGGGCCCUCUAGCCUAUUUAGAGAAGACGACGAGUAAUAUAGGUUUGACGGAUGGUCGAAGGUGACGAGGGCGUGGAAGAGGUCGUGGUAGGGGUAGAGGAAGAGGUAGGGGACGCAGUCGUACCACCUUACCGGAUUAUGUCCCUCCCUGAUCUCUUCUGCUGAAUGAAAUCCGAUGUUACCUGAUGUAUAUUAUGUUUUUAUAUUGAUGUCGAUAUAUAUACGCGCUACUAUCUGGUUAAUAAGUUACAUUUCAAUGGUACCACCGGACUGAUUUUUUUAUUAGGAGAAAAAGAAAGCAAUAUUGUGGGCUUGAAAUGUGUCUACGUUCCAGAUAGUAGUGGAUUGUUUAUUUAGUUCCAUUAUAAACAUCUUUAUGAGUAUUGUUGUGUGUUGUAGUUUCUUGAAUAAAGAAUUGCCCGUA
Molecule: messenger RNA, 1279 nt
Organism: Coccinella septempunctata (seven-spotted ladybird)
Lineage: Eukaryota; Metazoa; Arthropoda; Insecta; Coleoptera; Coccinellidae
Product: mediator of RNA polymerase II transcription subunit 28-like
Exons: 5
Coding region: 138-920 (260 amino acids)
Cellular component (GO): mediator complex
Source: RefSeq, a predicted model, not a curated record